Messenger RNA from Fragaria vesca subsp. vesca, 1355 nucleotides. RefSeq names its product agamous-like MADS-box protein AGL15-like. Gene Ontology annotation, molecular function: protein dimerization activity; DNA-binding transcription factor activity, RNA polymerase II-specific; RNA polymerase II cis-regulatory region sequence-specific DNA binding. The transcript has 8 exons. The record is from RefSeq and is a predicted model, not a curated record. Gene Ontology annotation, cellular component: nucleus. Gene Ontology annotation, biological process: positive regulation of transcription by RNA polymerase II. The coding region runs from base 215 to 991 and encodes 258 amino acids. Lineage: Eukaryota; Viridiplantae; Streptophyta; Magnoliopsida; Rosales; Rosaceae.
UUCCCAACAACAGAGACAAAACCCAGAAACGCCUAGAGGGAAAGAGAAAGGGAAAGAGGCAAAGAUCACUCCUUUUCUUGAUUCUAGAGAGAGGGAGACCAAAAAACCCAGAAAGAUUCUUCAUUUUCUAUGAAUUGGGUACUCCAAAGGUUUGCCCUUUAGGCCUCUUGAGGGGUUAUUAACUGAUUUUGGCUUUCUGGGUUUUUGAGUGGUUAUGAGGAAAACAAUGGGUAGGGGGAAGAUUGAGAUCAAGAAGAUUGAGAACAUUAACAGCAGACAAGUCACAUUUUCAAAGAGGCGUGGUGGGUUACUCAAAAAAGCUCAGGAAUUGGCUAUUCUCUGUGAUGCUGAGGUUGCUGUCAUCGUCUUCUCUAACACUGGCAAGCUUUUUGAGUUUUCCAGUGCUGGUAUGAAGCGAACUAUUGCAAGAUACAACAAGUGCUAUGAGUCUUCAGAGACUGCUCCUGUUGAAUCAAGGGCAGAGGAGGAACACCCUAAGGAAGUGGAUGUCCUAAAAGAUGAACUUGAGAAGCUCCAAUCAAAACAACUGCGUCUGUUGGGCAAUGACUUAUCUAGUUUGAGCUUGAAAGAAUUGCAGAAACUAGAAGAUCAAUUAGCUGAAGGAUUAUUUUCGGUGAAGGAGAAAAAGGAAAAAUUACUGAUGGAGCAACUAGAGCAAUCAAGAGUACAGGAACAGCGUGCUAUAGUGGAGAAUGAAACCUUGCGCAAACAGAUUGAGGAGCUUCGCCGUUUAUAUCCCCAGGCUGCUCAUGCAGUUCCAUCUUAUCUUGAGUAUUAUCCUGUUCAAAAACAGAACUCCCCUGUGAACCAUGGUGCCAAAAGUCCCGAUUUGGUCAGCAAUUUCGCCUUUGACAACGGAGAUUCUGACACCACUUUACAAUUAGGGCUGCCAAGCGAGACUUAUCGCAAGAGGAAGGCUCCAGAAAGGGAAAGCCACUCAAAUGACUCAGGGAGCCAACUAGGCCUGUAAUGGUUCCCAAGUUUCUCUUUGCCAUAGAAUCAACAGGUUCUGGAGAGUUAAUACAGUUGAGUCUAGCUUAGCAGCGUUUGUUGAAAGUGCAGUAAGUAACCUGUAAAAGGAGAGUAGAAUCCCUAGGUGGCCCCAAAAUCAUAGAAGUUGAUUCGGUUGGUGAAGACGAAGUUUGUCUAGUUAGAUUUACUAGCUUUUUUAGUAAUCCAAGUCUAGAAAAAGGAAAAUGUAUUUUGGUAAUUGCUCUUGCACAUUGUAGCUACCUUUCCUUGGUUUGAUGAGGUCUCUUGUGUACCUAGAGUACUUUUAGAAGUUGCCUAAAUGUCUGCCAUGGUUUUUAAAGGUGAAAGGUUCAACUUAUUUU